Molecule: messenger RNA, 1911 nt
Organism: Ricinus communis (castor bean)
Lineage: Eukaryota; Viridiplantae; Streptophyta; Magnoliopsida; Malpighiales; Euphorbiaceae
Product: transcription termination factor MTERF2, chloroplastic
Exons: 7
Coding region: 122-1846 (574 amino acids)
Biological process (GO): regulation of DNA-templated transcription
Molecular function (GO): double-stranded DNA binding
Source: RefSeq, a predicted model, not a curated record
GUGAUAGAAUAGAAAACGACAAUAAAGAGGCAUGAGGGGUUAAGAGUCUAGAGCAGCAGAAGGCAGAAGGAGGUGUAGCUAGGGUUUUAGUUGGAGAAAUGCUGUGAUUGUAUGCAGAAGCAUGAUCGCCAAGUCCCUCUUAAUUCCUACAACUGCCAAUCUUCCCUUCUCAUCUCCAAAGACUCUCUCUUUUCCCCAAUUCCGCCACCCCCGACUCCCUUUCCCCAACAAAGCCUAUUCCUUUACAACGCAAUUCCUCAGAAAGCAUUUUUUUCCUCAAUGUCAAAACCCCAGCAACCCAUCUCCAUACCUUGCUGAACACCUCGACGAUACCCGAGAAGCCAUUUCCCACUUCCUUGUAGAAUUUGGAAUCACCAUAGAGGAUUCCACUUCCAUUGCUUCAAACUGUCCCCAAUAUGCCAAGAUGCUAAUUGACAGUGUAAAAGAUUUGGAGGAGUGGAACGCAUGGAAAAGUGAUGAAAUGGAAUUUGAUGCUUUGGGGUUUAAGGAGAAGGUCCUUUAUAUGGCCAAGGAGAAGGGUGAUAAUGGUAAGGUUGCUUUUCUCGAGAGUCUUGGUUUCACUUUGUCUUCCGCUAUGAAUGUCGCUCGAUAUCUCUCCACCGAGUCGCUUCCUGCUCUCAUUCUCAAGGUUAAGUAUAUCAAGGAAAUGUUCUUUUCUGGCAGUGAUGAUAAAGGCCAUAUUGGAAGAAAUGCACGACGUAUGAUGAUGCACUUAUCUAUACCUAUUGAUGACGAUCUGCAACAGACCUUGUCUCUGUUCGAAAAGAUUCAAGCAAGGCGUGGAGGUUUAGAUAGGCUUGGUUCUUCAGAUGCUACUUUUCGUUAUUUCAUUGAAUCAUUUCCACGGACUCUUUUGUUGCAACCAGACGCACAUCUGAAGCCUAUGGUGGAAUUUUUUGAAAGUUUAGGGGUUCCCAAGGAACGUAUGGACAGCAUAUUCCUAUUGUUUCCUCCUGUUAUCUUAUACGACAUUAAGGUCAUUAAAAGAAAAGUUCUGGCUCUUGAGAAGGUUGGUGCAGUUGAUGAGGAUUUUGGUAAAAUGAUUUUUAAAUAUCCAUGGAUUCUCUCAACGAGCAUUCAAGAUAAUUAUAAGGAGAUUCUUUCUUUUUGCGAUGCGGAGAAGGUUGCAAAAGCGAGCAUUGACAAAGCAAUCAGAAGCUGGCCUCAUUUGUUGGGUUGUUCAACUAGCAAGUUGAAAGUGAUUGUGGACCAUUUUGGAAUAUUAGGUGUCAAACACAAGAAGGUGGGACAUGUGAUCGCUAAAAGUCCUCAGUUGCUACUAAGGAAGCCUGAAGAGUUUCUGCAGGUGGUUUCGUUUUUAAAAGAGCUAGGAUUCGAUCAGGAAAGCGUGGGAAAGAUACUUGUGCGCUGUCCCGAGAUUUUUGCUACGAGUGCAGAGAAGACAUUGAGGAAAAAAGUGGAGUUUCUUACAUGGAUGGGUGUUUAUGGAGACCAUCUGUGUCGGACGAUAAAGAAAUAUCCAGAGCUGCUGGUGUCUGAUAUCGAAAGGACAUUACAUCCUAGGAUGAAGUACUUGAUGGAGGUAGGAGUGACAAAGGAGGAGGUUGGGUUGAUGGUGGGUAGGUUCUCUCCGUUACUAGGGUACAGCAUCGAGGAGGUAUUGAGACCAAAGUAUGAAUUCCUGGUGAAUACGAUGGGGAAAGGAGUGAAAGAAGUAGUGGAAUAUCCAAGGUAUUUUAGUUAUUCCUUGGAAAAGAAGAUAAAGCCAAGAUAUUGGGCGGUGAUGAGGAGGAAUGUAGAAUGUAGCUUAAAGGAAAUGCUGGAUAAAAAUGAUGACGAUUUCGCUCACCACUUUAUUGUAUGAGGAUGUUUAUUAUUGUAAAUAUCACACUUACAUGGAAAUAUGGAUGGAAUCUUACCAUUUUGUUA